Molecule: messenger RNA, 2789 nt
Organism: Musa acuminata AAA Group (dessert banana)
Lineage: Eukaryota; Viridiplantae; Streptophyta; Magnoliopsida; Zingiberales; Musaceae
Product: xyloglucan endotransglucosylase protein 6-like
Exons: 7
Coding region: 64-954 (296 amino acids)
Biological process (GO): xyloglucan metabolic process; cell wall biogenesis
Cellular component (GO): apoplast; cell wall
Molecular function (GO): xyloglucan:xyloglucosyl transferase activity; hydrolase activity, hydrolyzing O-glycosyl compounds
Source: RefSeq, a predicted model, not a curated record
AGGAGCUGAGCGCAGCAAGUUACCCGCUCUUCUUCGUUUUCUUCUCUGCUUCCCCGAUCUCCAAUGGAGUUGAGUAAUGGAGGUGGAUGGCGAAUGGUAAUGGUGCUAUAUGUCGCGGUCUCGAUGGUGGGAUCAGGGUGGUGUUCGAAGUUCGACGAGCUCGUGCAGCCGAGCUGGGCGACGGACCACGUCAUUUACGAAGGGGAGCUUCUCAAGCUCAAGCUCGACAACUCCUCCGGCGCUGGAUUCGUCUCCAAGAGCAAGUAUCUUUACGGCAAGGUCACUGCAGAGCUCAAGCUGGUGGAAGGCGACUCCGCGGGCACCGUCACUGCAUUCUACAUGUCAUCGGAUUGGGUGAAUCACAACGAGUUCGACUUCGAGUUCCUGGGGAACAGGACGGGGGAGCCGUACCUGGUGCAGACCAACCUGUACAUCAACGGGGUGGGCGACCGGGAGCAGCGCAUGGACCUGUGGUUUGACCCCACCGCCGACUUCCACGCCUACUCCAUCCUGUGGAACCCGCGGCAGGUGGUGUUCCUCGUGGACGACACCCCCAUCCGGGUGUUCUCCAACCAUGAGAACCGCGGCGUCGCCUUCCCCCGCGACCAGCCCAUGGGGGUCUAUAGCUCCAUCUGGAACGCCGACGACUGGGCCACCGAGGGCGGGCGGGUCAAGACCGACUGGUCCCACGCUCCCUUCGUCGCCACCUUCCGCGGCCUCCGCAUCGACGGCUGCGAGUGGGCUCCCGAAGCCGGGGCCCCGGCGGAGUUGCGGCGGUGCGGCGGGAGCGGGUGGGGGAAGGAGGGCCGCUACUGGUGGAAGGAGAAGGCGAUGGAGGCGCUGAGCGUGCACCAGAGCCACCAGCUCAUCUGGGCCCGGGCCAACCAUCUGGUCUACGACUACUGCAACGACCCUGGCAGGUUCGCGACUCACCCUCCCGAGUGUGGGAAAUAAACCCGGUUCUGCUCGCACUUCCACUGCUUGUACAAAAGACCCCCCUUUUGUUCACCGUUUAGCUUGUAAGUAUCAUGUCUUGUGUGCUUCUCGUUAUCAGUGACUUGGUCGUUGGAUGUAUCAAAGUUUAGGGAGUAGAGAAAGGUGCUUUCGUCUUGUUUAUUGGUGAUGUUGGAUCGCAGUGCAUUGAUUGACGUGCAAUUUGGUUACAUCACAGUUCACAGUUCACAGUUCACAGUUCACAGUUCACAGUUCAAUACAAUUCGAUAAUUUGGACGGCUACAGUGAAGAUAAGGCAGCCCAUGCAACAUCUGCGGGCUUUUUGUCUACUAGUAUGUGUGCAUGUAUGUCCAUGAAUGUAUACAUGUCCAUGUAUAAGCCCAAACGAACAAAUCCCAGGAACACUCUGGCCCGUUCCCGUUUCAACGCCAUUGGAAAACGCUGUCCGAUCUGUUGGGCGAACAAGAAGCCCUAGUCGACGAGUCCGUCUCUUUCUCGUGCAUCGAUCCGAUUCAAGCUCCCCAAGUGCGAAUCAUGGAUUUGGAGCGCUCGGUAAUGGCUCACGGCAAGGCGGCACCUGCUGUCCAGGCUUCCUUCCUCGCCGGUAGAAUCUGGCGUAGGAGGUGGAUUGCUUGUGGGUAUGUUGGCUAGCUUCCUGAGAAAAUGUUGCUAAAUGGGCUUCAUUGUUCUUGGUCUAAGAGACCCUAAGAGGUUAUGAGGAUGCACUAACCCUUUAUAGAUGGAUGCGCAAAAGUGUCGCACGACUUAGGCAAAUCCAGUUAAAUCUAUGACAAAUUGCAUGAAAAACAUUCCUUAUUAUUUUGCUAUUGAUUAAAGAUUGUUAUACCAACAAUGGGUUUUCCUUGAUGCAAGCAAUCUCAUCAGCUUGGAGGUGGCACUCAUCCAGAUCUUAAGCACUUCCAGGGACCGGAUUACAUAUAGAUGACUAAUGGAAAACUUUGAAGGUUCAGGACAUCAACUAGGGGAGAGGCUCUGGUGCAUGCUUCUGUUGAGAGAUGCAGUUUCUUUUCAGUGAUGCUGCAGCCUGUUUUGUAGAUCAGAAUACCUUCGUUUGUGUCACUGAGAAGAUCAAGCUGAGCUUGAACCUAAGCUUCCACAAUGGCACAGGAGAAAAAAGUUACUUACUACUCUCUCAUUUUGUCACCUCAAAUAAUCCUGGAAGUCAGUUGGUUGGCAGACAUCAACAGCAGCACACAAUAUGGUGACUAAUAACGCCCAUCAAAUCUGUAUUUGCCAAGCUAAUGGGAGAGGUAACAACUCCAUUCAUAAGACACCGAGUUAUCAUCAAUUACUGUCUUGGGAUAUAUCUUGUGGACAGUAUAUAAAUGUGUGUUGAAGUAUGUAAUCUCCUACUUAUCGUGAGGUAUCGUGGAAGCCGUGUUGACCCGGGGUUCCAAGAAAUGGCAAGCGCUCGCAUCUUAUCUACACGUGGCGGCAGUGCACGGUGCGCUGGGUCAACUCCUCCACCUUGCAGCACUCACCAACAUCACAGAGCUGUUGUCGCCACCAUAUAUGCCCUGCACUGUGCCCGCGUCUCCUCCUCUUUCUUCCUCAGCCUUCUCUUCUGAUGCCCGUCGUUCCAAGAUUCACUUAAAACAUUGUCAUCGUUAUUACAUGCAUGCAUGUAACUUUUCUUUACUUUUUAUCCUCGGUUAGCGGUAGAAAAGAAAAGACUCGAUUGGUAUGUAGAUUGAAGUCAGUGGUGACGAUUAAGACGUCCAAUAUCGUACAUUAGGUAUGGACGAAACGGAGGAUGAUACGGCGUGUUUAGUAAAUGAUUUUGACAUUUCCGUGGCCGUUCUGCCCAUUGUUAA